UAAAACCAGCUCUUCUCGUGAACAAAGUGAGUCCUGCAGUUAGGGUUUUCAUACAACGCAGCGCCGCCUCUCUCGCUUACAGCUUCUGAAGAAGAAAGAUGGGUCACUCUAACAUCUGGAAUGCUCACCCCAAGAACUACGGCCCUGGGUCUCGUACCUGCCGUGUCUGUGGGAAUCCUCAUGCAAUUAUAAGGAAGUAUGGACUCAUGUGCUGCAGACAGUGCUUCCGCAGCAAUGCCAAGGAAAUUGGCUUCAUCAAGUACCGUUAAAUCUUCAAUAUGAGAUUCUACGAGGGCCUCUCUCUGUGUGUGGUGCUGGUAGAUGUCUGGAACUAGAGUUUUUUCCAUUUUCAUCUCCCUUCAGCUAAAUGAUGUAAUGGGAUAAUUUUGAUUUUAUGUUAGCUUCUGAAAGUGAACCGUUGUGGGUGGACCUAAUGACUAGUACCUUUAUUCUGAAUAUUUGUUUUAUACUUUUCCAUGUUUA
This is a messenger RNA of Nicotiana attenuata, 483 nucleotides long. RefSeq names its product 40S ribosomal protein S29. The transcript has 3 exons. Gene Ontology annotation, molecular function: zinc ion binding; structural constituent of ribosome. NCBI's taxonomy places the organism in Eukaryota, Viridiplantae, Streptophyta, Magnoliopsida, Solanales, Solanaceae. Gene Ontology annotation, cellular component: ribosome; cytosolic small ribosomal subunit. The record is from RefSeq and is a predicted model, not a curated record. The coding region runs from base 99 to 269 and encodes 56 amino acids. Gene Ontology annotation, biological process: translation.